UCAAUUUUUUCUCAUUCGAAUUACAUAUAUCUAUAAAAAAGAAAUUGCAUCUAUCAGUAAUUAACCGGCAUUAAAAUGUCCUUCCUUAAAUGUUAUUCUGUCUCAAAUUGUAUUUUUAGGAUUCCACUCAGACAAAUAGGUAUAAUUUGCCCCAUUCUGACUGAACCUGGGCACAGAUGGUCAAUAUUGAGAGCCCAAUACCUGUCCAGCUCCAGCACACCCACCUCUUCCCCUCUUCCUGUUACUAAUGAUGCUGCCCUGCCACUCAAGGAAAAUGCAGUGCAUGACCGCCUCAUCUGGAAGCUGGAAGUUCACUGCGAAGGGCAUGAGAAGUCUGUGCUGGAGAGCUACUCUCGCUUUAUGGCAAUGACUUGUGCCCACCUGGGUAUAAAUGCCCAGCCAGUGCAGUUUGGCACGCCCACACACGAGCGUCUGACGCUGCUUAAGUCUAUCCACAUCCACGGCAAGCACCGCGUGCAGUACGAGAUGCAGACGUACCCUAUGACCCUGACCCUGCACCACCUCACUGGCUCCACUGCCGACACCUUCCUCGAGUAUACGCAGCGCAUGUGUCCUGAGGGCAUGGCCAUGCGUGUCACGGAGCAUCAGCUGAGGCAGUUUCCGACUGCAACGAUGCACGUCCUGAGAGACGCCCGGGCGACGAGGAGCUCGGAGCAACCUUCGUUACAUCGCUAAACUGUGUAGAAACUUUGUAAAAAAAAUCAACUCAAAUUAAA
Messenger RNA from Hyalella azteca, 737 nucleotides. Its product is annotated as 28S ribosomal protein S10, mitochondrial. The record is from RefSeq and is a predicted model, not a curated record. Gene Ontology annotation, cellular component: mitochondrial small ribosomal subunit; mitochondrion. The transcript has 5 exons. The coding region runs from base 76 to 696 and encodes 206 amino acids. Lineage: Eukaryota; Metazoa; Arthropoda; Malacostraca; Amphipoda; Hyalellidae.